AUGGCUAUCCAUUUCGUGGAAUAUGACCCGACUCUGAAGUUUCGCAACCCGAAGCUUUGGGAAUUGCAGAAGUCGCGCGAGCUGUCGCAUGCGUCUCGCGUUGGCCACGGUCGUAGAAGGUCGCUGAAAGCCAAGCGAGACCAAGAUGAACAGUGUCUGGCGGCAAAUUCGAUGCAGCCAAGCAGUUCUGCUUUGGAUCCGUUCUUGAAACUUGCUGAAGACGUCUCACUUUCGGAGAAGAACCUGCUACACGAUUACCUAACACGUGUGCCUGUGGAGUUUUACGGCACGUCACCGAACGCUGUUCACAGUGCGGUCCGGGAGAGCACGUUCCAGUAUCUGUCGACAAGCAAGGUCGUACUGCAAUGGACAAUACUCAUGGCUGAGAUGCGGCGCAUGACGCUGCUAGCCUUGCCGCCAUCUGGGCAGACAAUAGAUACGCGCCGGCAGCAGAUCUACCACAUGAUGCGCAAACAGGCAACCAAUCCAGAGAGCCAACUUUGGGCAGACGAUAUCCUGUAUGGAGUGGCUUUCGCUGCGAUGGUCGAGUACAGGCUCGGCAACGUUGAAAUGUCACAGCUCCAUCUCGCUGGCUGUCUCGCCAUAUGGGCUGUACGACACAGACCACUCUCAAUUUGUGACCGCACGCUCUUGACGAAUGCCAUUGCUGUGUGCACGAUCUCACCCUUGGCUUCUGUGCGUGGAACGGAGUCUGCUCAUGUGAUCGAAAGACUGAAGACAAUGGAACGAAUUCACUUCGUUCGGCGAAGACGGUCCCUCAGAUCUGCGCAGUCGCGCAGCUCCGAAGAGCUUGAGAACAGGCGUCUUAGGUCGCUACUCAACUGUGACUCUACGCUCAAACUGUCCCUGGAUCGGAGCAUCACCGACUCAACGCCAAGUGGACUUCGUGUGACGAUCGCAACACUUUACAUACUCAAUAUCUUCCUGUGGGGCCAAGGCUAUACCGCGACAGACUCGCAAGUCCUUCGAUUCUUGCUGAAGCUGGAUCAUCGUCUCUUAUUGAAUCUCGGACGACCCUAUGAGGAAAUGAUACGUCCGGCGCCACUUUUACCCAAUGGCUUACUGUACAACACAACAACGACGAUAUAUGAGGAAAUGGGAUUUGAGGUUGAAUACGACAAGGUGCUUGUCUGUGAGGUCGUUAAGUUCGUGAAUUUUCUGGUUUGCAUGGAUCGCGCGUACUGGCAGAGACUAAAGAAGAUCAUGGCCAGUUGGGUAUUGGGAAUCUUCGAUCUGAGUAUUGAGCUCAUUCGCUACGAUACCCGCCACCAUGUUGAACAGUCCGAUGAUUCUAUCGACCACGGCUGA
Molecule: messenger RNA, 1329 nt
Organism: Cyphellophora attinorum
Lineage: Eukaryota; Fungi; Ascomycota; Eurotiomycetes; Chaetothyriales; Cyphellophoraceae
Exons: 2
Coding region: 1-1329 (442 amino acids)
Source: RefSeq, a predicted model, not a curated record